CUUCUGAUUUUGCAUGACCUUGAUCUGAACAAAUCUUUAGAGGUUGGCAGCUACCCAAUUUUAAGAGCUAGGAGAACUACAUCAAGUUCAGAUACAACAUCUACAAGUUCAUCUGGUCCUCGAGCUGUUGGUUCACCAUGUCACCAGAAUGAUUCAGGUCUACUGUCUGAGAAACAUAUGUCACGGUCCUCGCAGCGAGAAGGUGGAUCACCUAGAAAUAGUCUGGAGGUCUUAACACCAGAAGUUCCUGGAGAACGAGACCGUGGGAACUGCAUUACAUCACUACAGCUCCAUCCAAAAGGGUGGGCUACACUUCUGCGGUGCUCAAGUAAUACAGAUGACCAGGAGUGGACCUGUGUCUAUGAAUUCCAGGAAGGAGCCCCUGUGCGCCCUGUCUCACUUCGUUGUUCUCUGCGAUUGACUCAUUGCAUUGAAGAAGCCAACGUAGGCCGGGGAUACAUCAAAGAACUUUGUUUCAGUCCUGAUGGUCGGAUGAUUUCAUCCCCACAUGGCUAUGGGAUCCGCUUGUUGGGGUUUGACACACAGUGCAGCGAACUUGUUGACUGUUUGCCCAGAGAAGCCGGUCCCUUACAGGAAAUACGUUCCCUCUACUCUCACAACGAUGUGGUACUGACAACAAAGUUUUCUCCAACACACUGUCAGAUUGCCUCGGGGUGCCUUAGUGGACGUGUUUCUUUGUAUCAGCCAAAGUUCUAGGCGCAUCCUUACAUCAACAGGAACUUCAGAUGUUUGUGUUAAUAAUUACUUCAGUUUAGUUGAAGUGUGUUCUUUUUGAAGUUGUGUAAAUUCAGAUAAGAUCAUAGUUACUAUGGUCUGUGAACAUAACAGUGAAACAAGUUCCCAGUCCAUCACUGUAUGCAUUCUGAUACUGCAUCCAGAAGUAAGGCUCUGUGCAUUUUGUUUUCAGCCUUCCGUGCAGACCUCUGCUCCUGCUGAUCCUGUGCCAUUGCGUCGUCUUUCUGGUUGGUUCAUUUCAACAUAACUUAAAAGUGGGCUGUCUGAAGGAAAUGUAGAUGGGGCAUGGGUAACAGUUCAGCCAAAACUUACCCAGGUCCUGCUGGUACGAUACCUGUUUGUUCCAGAGGAACUGGACUUCCUCACAUACACUUGCUUGGCCUUUUCUCUUGCUGAAAAUACUAUACAAUGAUUAUUGGAUAAUGGAGCUGGUUUUGUGCACGCUAGAUUAGUUACUGCCACAAAAAGAAAAAAAAAAAAAGUUUUCAUUUCUAUACAAAUUUGGUUAUCUGUGAUUGGCUAGAAAAAAAAUAGUAAACUUUCUGUAAUGUUUUGCUGUAGUUAAAAUCUUUUUAGGCUGUUUUUCCUUAAUUGUAUGUAUUGUGUUUAUUGCCAGAAGGAAAAGAUUCUGGAUGGAGAUGUAGCUGCAUUUUCCUCAAAUAGAAUUUAGGAGGAGAAGAAUGGGGCAGGGAAACAAACAAGAGCUGAAUGGGUAAAAAUCUUUUCAUAUAAUCACUGCAGAUUAACUGUUCAGAAUGUUUCUCGUUAAAUGGACGGUUAGCUGGCCUCUGAGCAAAUUGUACUCCUUAGCUACUGCGGUUCUGUCACUUUUACUGUGGGAAGCGUUCCGCAUUGAUAAUAUAAAACUUGAUAACAUAUGUGACACUUAACAGUAUACAGAAUUUUCAGCUGAUACUAAAGCCAUAUCCCAACUGAAGUACAUAAUGUUCUUCUGUACCUUGCAUACACCAUUGUUAUGAGAGGAAUUGGUCUAGGAAGUGUCCAUAGCUUCAUCAGAUAAGCAUUUAUUCAAAUGUAUUGUCAGUUUGGAAUAGAUUAAAAGUAUACCUGUCUAAAGUAAGGUCUAUUUGGGUUUAACUGGACUUAUCACAAGAUAUGAAAAAUGUUAAUGUUUAGCAUUAAUUCACGUAUUAGGUACGAAUGCCACAUUUCACUCCUUGAGUUAAUACAGCUAACCUUGUAAAUGUAAUUUCAGUCUCUUACGUCCAUAUCGGUUUAUAUUAUUCUCACCACUUGCAGGUUGUAAGGUAAUUUUUUGAGUAUUUCACUAAGAUUUUACUGACAAAACACACACUGAAAACAACAGGAAGCUUUGCCUAAAAAGGACCAUCAUAUUUUGGUAUUUAGAUUUAGUAUCUACAACUUGACAGAAGAUGCUUGUUGAAGGCUGAAUGUUAUGUCUUUUUGCAAAAAUUGUGUUUGCUGUUUGAGGAAAAAGGAGACAUCUGUGAAGAAAAUAGCUGGAAAUACAUAAAGCUGACAAUCCUCUGAUGUGGUUUUGAAUUCAUGUAGGUAAUAUUCUCUGUGGUGCUGGUGCAGGAGUCAUUGAAACUUAAGACUUCUCUGCAAUGUGAGAAAAAUUUAAUCUUAAACUUUCUAUUUCUGUUGGUGAAUUUCUUUAGUAAUAAAAAGCCUUUAAUAUUGGGUAUUUGCUAACUUGA
Struthio camelus australis is the source of this 2438-nucleotide messenger RNA. Lineage: Eukaryota; Metazoa; Chordata; Aves; Struthioniformes; Struthionidae. The record is from RefSeq and is a predicted model, not a curated record.